AUGGGGAAACUUAGGUCUCCCGCGUCCCCAACUAACAGAGGCGCACCGAGCACGUUCCCGCGCAUGGAUCCUCCGCCUCCCUACGAAGAGUCUUCUCGUUCCUCCUCUGCUCAUAGCAACGACCGACUACAAGGAGAAGAACCUGCGCGGUCGCAGGGUGAACCUCAGCCGGCGGCGUCGCAGCCGCAACCGCAGCCAGAAGAGCAGCAAGCUGCUUCCGGGUCUAAACUACAAGUCAAGAGACGGAUGCUUGCUUUGGAAUGCUACCGAAGGCGGAUGCCUGAAUUUCAACACGAACAAACAGGGAUGUUGUCAAUGUGGCUGAAACCAGUCAUUAAAAAGAGCAUCGAUCAGAUCUAG
Messenger RNA from Cladophialophora bantiana CBS 173.52, 360 nucleotides. RefSeq lists its product as uncharacterized. The record is from RefSeq and is a predicted model, not a curated record. Lineage: Eukaryota; Fungi; Ascomycota; Eurotiomycetes; Chaetothyriales; Herpotrichiellaceae. The transcript is spliced from 3 exons. The coding region runs from base 1 to 360 and encodes 119 amino acids.